AUGGCCUCUCAGGCAGAUUACAAGGACAGGCAGUUCCUAGCCGUCAUCGGGGACGAGGACUCGGUAACGGGCUUGCUACUGGCAGGAAUCGGCCACGUCACAAACCCGCCUGACUCGCAAAAGAACUUCCUCGUUGUCGACAACAAGACAGACACCUCCGCCAUCGAAGCCGCCUUCGACUCUUUCACCACCCAGCGCAAGGACAUUGGCAUCGUAUUAAUCAAUCAGCAUGUUGCCGACAAGAUCAGGUAUCGGAUCGACACCUACACAGCUGCCUUCCCCGCCGUACUCGAAAUCCCUAGCAAAGAGCACCCGUACGACCCUGAGAAGGAUAGCGUAUUGAGACGAGUGAAGCGUUUAUUUGGAGAGUAA
Messenger RNA from Hypoxylon fragiforme, 372 nucleotides. RefSeq names its product vacuolar ATP synthase. The record is from RefSeq and is a predicted model, not a curated record. Gene Ontology annotation, biological process: proton transmembrane transport. The transcript is spliced from 3 exons. Bases 1 to 372 code for a protein of 123 amino acids. Gene Ontology annotation, molecular function: proton-transporting ATPase activity, rotational mechanism. NCBI's taxonomy places the organism in Eukaryota, Fungi, Ascomycota, Sordariomycetes, Xylariales, Hypoxylaceae. Gene Ontology annotation, cellular component: proton-transporting V-type ATPase, V1 domain; fungal-type vacuole membrane.